This is a messenger RNA of Aegilops tauschii subsp. strangulata, 1616 nucleotides long. Its product is annotated as mitogen-activated protein kinase kinase SIPKK. Gene Ontology annotation, molecular function: MAP kinase kinase activity; ATP binding. Gene Ontology annotation, biological process: MAPK cascade; protein phosphorylation. Lineage: Eukaryota; Viridiplantae; Streptophyta; Magnoliopsida; Poales; Poaceae. The record is from RefSeq and is a predicted model, not a curated record.
UAAUCCAUGGAAUUACGUGGGCACCGUAAUGCGCAAUUUGACAGCGAAUAAAGGUCAAAGUGCAGACAGACGAGGUGGACCAAGACUCGUCGCUCGUCAGUCGUCACCAGCCCAGCGCAGCGCGGCAAUUCAGCAAAGCAGAACAACCCCCACCCGCCGUUUUUCUCCCCCCCACCUUCCCUCCGCGUCCCCUCCUCCGAGGCCACCUAGCAAGCUCCGGCCGUCCGCCCGUCCACGAGCGAGCCGGCCGCCGGCCGCCGCCGAAGCCGAUGAAGAAGCCGGGAAAGCUCGCGCUGCCCUCCCAGGACUCCACCAUCGGCAAGUUCCUGACGCAGAGCGGGACGUUCAAGGAUGGCGACCUGCUCGUCAACAAGGACGGCCUCCGCAUCGUCCCGCAGAGCGAGGAAGGCGAGGCUCCUCCUAUCAAGCCGUUGGAUAAUAAUCAUCAGUUGAGCAUAGACGAUCUAGAUUCAAUCAAAGUGAUCGGGAAAGGUAAUAGCGGAACCGUGCAGUUGGUGCGCCACAAAUGGACUGGCCAGUUUUUUGCUCUCAAGGUUAUACAGCUCAAUAUUCAGGAAAGCAUACGCAAGCAGAUGGCCCAGGAGUUGAAAAUAAGCUUGUUUACACAGUGCCAGUAUGUUGUCACAUGCUAUCAGUGUUUCUAUGUCAAUGGUGUUAUUUCUAUUGCUUUGGAGUAUAUGGAUGGUGGCUCUCUCGCUGAUUUCCUCAAGGCUGUUAGAACCGUUCCUGAGGCCUACCUUGCUGCAAUUUGUAAGCAGGUGUUGAAAGGGCUGAUGUACUUGCAUCACGAGAAGCGCGUUAUACACCGAGAUCUGAAACCAUCGAAUAUAUUGAUAAAUCAUAGGGGUGAAGUAAAGAUAUCAGAUUUUGGUGUUAGUGCCAUCAUUUCUAGUUCUUCUGCACAGCGAGAUACAUUUACUGGCACAUUUAACUACAUGGCGCCUGAAAGAAUCAGUGGGCAGAAACAUGGUCAUCUGAGUGAUAUCUGGAGCUUGGGCCUAGUUAUGCUGGAAUGUGCCACUGGCAAUUUCCCAUAUCCUCCUCGUGAAAGCUUUUAUGAACUUCUUGAAGCUGUUGUCGACCAACCAUCACCUUCUGCACCAUCAGACCAGUUUUCACCAGAGUUCUGUUCAUUCAUUUCUGCUUGUAUCCAAAAAAAUGCUGCAGAUAGGUCAUCUGCCCAAACCCUAUCAGUUCAUCCAUUCCUGAGCAUGUACGAUGACCUGAAUAUCGAUCUUUCUGACUACUUCAGGACCGCAGGAUCACCGCUUGCCACCUUCAAGCAAAUCGCGUUGUGAGACGACAAAUGCUCAACCAUGCGUCAUGAGCUGGAGCUAACUGAAGCAAGUGAAUGGAGUUAUUUUUCUUUUCCUUUUGUUCAUGAACUGGGCUUUGGUGAUAUCUUUGAACCGAGUAUGAUACAAUUGGCUGCAUAAUUAUACAAAUACAAGUUUGUAAAGCAUCAGUGAGGAUCGAAGUUUUGCCUGUCUGCAUACCGGAACCAUCCGUUUGUUGUCUGGCUUUGACCUUUGUUAUGUAUGGGCUUAUCGCUUUUGCAGUUUUACUAAUGAAACCAUAUUUGCUGGGUUGCUUCA